UACUUUGAGCCUGUUAUUCCAAGAGAAGAUGACAAACUUUGUGAAUGAUUUCUACUGAUAGCAGACCGACACUCUGAGAGGGCUUGUGGUUUGAUAACUGAUGGUUGUAUAGAAACUUGGACUUCUAUGGAUUUUCUGCCUGUCCUGAGACUGAUCCUCGAUUGCUAUGGACCAGCAGUACGAUUCAUUCAACAGCCACUCUAACCACUGCGACUCAGGCGAUGCCAUGGCGAACUCAGUCGCCGGCAUGACCAUCAACGACCGUCACCAUGGGGAGCAGAUGGAGAAUGGCAUCAGUCCAAUGAAAGAUGUAGCAGAUGACUGCGCAUCAGGAGGUUAUGGUGAAGAUUGGCAAGACCUGGGGACUCGAGGCUUUUUAGACCAGAGUAUUCCAGAAGAAGGAGAAGAAGAAGAAGAAGAAAAAGAAGAACAUUUUCUGAUGACUAGCUGGAGUGGCCCUUCUAAGCAUCUGCACCGUGGACCGGUCAGCCCUGAUCGCACCAGGAGCCUGUCCCUGGAGAGCGAGCUUCCUGUGUCCUUCUUAAUUCGCAGUUCGGCGCUGGAAGAUCUCACAGCCGUCGGGGAUAAGAUCACAGAAAGUGAGAGUGUCUCUGUUCCUGAAGAAUAUCUUCGAGAACCCUGCAAGGACUCCACUGAGAGAGGUCAUAACGAUGGGGAACAAACCUUGAUGGAUCAACAGAAAGAUACACCAAGUAUGAGCACCUCGCAUUGUCCCAAUGGUGAUUUAUCAGUGGAUCCGAGCUGUGUACACACCGAUGGAGGCGCUACACCUGAUCAGGACUUUGUCAAUGAUGCUCUGCACGCACAAGGUCACAUGCAGUGUCUCAGUUCAGUCUCAGCGACAGACCCUUACUUGGUACCGCAUAAAGAUCACAGUGAUUUAGAUGAAGAUCAUCCUGUAAGUCUAGAGACAGAAGGAAACGAAGCCGUUCCUCCUUUGAUGGACUCGAACGGUUCUCCAGUCACAUCCUACGGCUCACCGGGUAGAAAAUCUCGUGUACCCGUAUCUCAGUUCAAAGCUCAACCCAAGACCGACAAUGACAUUGAGAAGCGGACACUCAAAGCACCUCCUGCCAAAGCUAGACUAUCUUCCCAAAAAAGACCCUCCAACAUUGUGAAAAAUUCCUCUAGUGCUUUACCACCAGGGACAAAGGCUCCAGGAAGCAGGCCUUACGCUGCUGGUACGAAGAUCCCUGCGAUGACUCCACCUCAGUCAGUGAAAGUGGAUCCGAAGAAACAAGUGAAAAAUGGAAAAGAGUCUCCCAAGACACCUGAGGCAAGUGGCCAAAGUAGUCCUGGCACCCCUAAGUCACCGGCUAGCAAGUCUCUAGGUGGGAAAACCCCGCUAGCAAAAGAUAUGAAGAAAGUGGCAGUCAUUCGCUCCACCCCUAAAUCUCCCGGUUCGUUGAAGAACCGUUCUCCGACCCCCCUGGCUGCCGCCGCACCCCUGCCUGACCUGAAGAACGUGCGCUCUAAAGUUGGCUCAACUGAGAACAUGAGACACCAGCCUGGAGGAGGCCGGGUCCAAAUUCUUGAUCAGAAGCUGGACUUUAGUAAUGUUCAGUCUAAGUGUGGCUCCAAAGACAAUAUCAAACAUGUACCCGGAGGUGGCAAAAUCCAGAUUCUCGACCAGAAAGUGGACUUCAGUAAUGUCCAAGCUCGAUGUGGUUCUAAAGACAACAUUAAGCAUACGCCUGGAGGAGGCAAGGUUCAGAUUCUGGAUCAGAAGUUGGACUUAGGUAAUGUGCAGGCUCGCUGUGGCUCCAAAGACAAUAUCAAAUACACACCCGGAGGUGGCAAAAUCCAGAUUGUUCACAAAAAGUUGGACUUUAGCACCGUUCAGGCGAAAUGUGGCUCAAAAGAUAACAUCCGCCACAAACCAGGAGGUGGAAACAUUGAGAUCAGAUCUGAGAAAAUAGAAUUCAAGGCGCAGUCGAAGAUCGGCUCUCUAGACAACAUCGGCCACGUGGCUGGAGGCGGUCAGAAAAGGAUUGAGACACAUAAGCUGAUGUUCCGGGAGCAGGCGAAGGCGCGGACUGACCACGGCGCUGAGAUCAUCUCCCUGGAAGAGUCUCCCCAGCAGCUCAGCACUGUUUCGUCCUCUGGCAGCAUCAACAUGUCUGACCCACCUCAGCUCGCCACCCUUGCGGAUGAGGUGAGCGCGUCGUUGGCCAAGCAGGGCUUGUGAUCUCUCCCCUUGUCCUCAGUCCACAGUCCUACAACCUAUUUGUUACAGUCACUUACAGACAUCGGAAAGUCUCCAUUUCUGUUGCCGACGAGGAUCCCGGAUCGAGGAGCCCCUCGUUAUCACUGUUCGAGAUUUACAACGUCAUUUGUCUCUUUAGCUGUACCUCCUACGUACGAUUAUUAUUUCCUUCUUUUACUUUACCGACAUCAGUCCUGCUUUCUAAACCAUUGGUUUGAAUUGUUUGAUCAGUCCCAGCUUCCCAAAACUGCAAAAAAAUUAUCGGACGGUCUGGUAAGAACGGAAAAUCCAGGUCUAUAUUUUCUCGUCUCGCUUAUAGAAGGUUUUACGUUCAUUCAGAAAAAUGAAAAGCAUGAAGUAAGAAUUAAAAUCGUAACCCAGUGAAACGGGGUGUUGUAGGAACUCCGAGGAAAUACUUUUAUUGUUUGUCCAAACGUUACGUCGUGUCCACGAUACAAAUAUCUCGAAACUAAAUGGGAUUCAUGAGAUAUUUCGAGUGGAUUCGGCGAGCUCCAUGUAAACGAAACGUCGUUUGUCGGCCACUUUUCUUACAGUAUUAUUCUGUGGAUAUGAGAUGUAUUUGGUAUGGGAAAAAAGUGUUGAGCCUGCUGGCAGUCUUAAGUUGUUUUUUUUCUUUUCUUUCUUUAUCGUCAGUACCACAUUGUAGAUGCGUCUCCUAUUUAACCUUUUCACUAUCUGCAGCUUUGCGAUGUAGCUUUGGUGAUAAUAAUUCACUUACAUUUAUAUUCCUGAAUGCUUUUACAUUAAGUCUUUUCACCUUCGCCCAAUGUUAAGAAAUUGAAGUUACUGAUUUUACUAAAAAAAAAAAAAAAAAAAAAAAAUCUGAAUGAUUUCGAAAUGAUUUUUUUUUUUUUUUUUGAAUGGCGUUUAUCAUUACAGUAAUGAACAAGCUGCUGUUGGCUGGUGAUUUAGAACCGUGUGCUUUGGUGAUAAUUCAGUCGUAGGGAAAGAUUUUAAGUUCAAAUGCUUCAUGAAAUUAGACUGCAUACUGUACGACAAGUGUAUCUUUAACCCAGAAGUGUUUUGUAUUCAUUUCGUGCUUUGUUCAUGUUCAUGCCCAAACUCUUGUACUGUGAAAAGUUGGUCAUUGAGCGCGAACGUCAAAACGUUUCUUUCCUCGCUGACCUGUCUGUCACGUUUUGCGCGUUCACGGUCUAGUGUUUUUGUCUACAUUGUCCUUCAAACCCCAGUUGAAAUGCAUGGAAGACACAUUGUCUAUGCUCCUGUUUUAAUCUACGUUUUGUUUUUUUUUUGUUUUAAAAUUAAGCUACAAAAUCAAGCUUCCAACCAAUGACACUGCUCAGAUUGUCCCUUAGUCGCCCAGCCUGCGUUGUCCCAGCACGCGCAUCACGCUUCGAAGUGUCCAUCGACGCUCCUUGCAUGCUUCUGCAUCACCUCCGAGUUUAAACACCGUUCUUUUUACCGUAUAUUCCGUAAUCGGGAUCGUGCUUUUUUUCUGCACCGCAUAGCCGUUAGAAGGGAAUAUACUACCCAAAAAAACAACCCCCACACCACCCCUUUCUUUAUGAUGGAGGAGGAGCUGUAUAGAUAGCGUUAGUUAUAUAAUCCGUGUGUAUUAACGUUUAGGAUUCGUCUAUUUGCCAAGGAAUACCGAGUGCUGAAAAAAAAUGUACAAAAAAAAAAAAAUUAUUAUAUAUAGCAGAGCAGUUCAGCGGUUGUUACUCGCACCACGAUAAUCUGCAUGCUAAGUUAUCUGGUCUUUUCUCUUUGUUGGUUUGUUUUCUAUGGAUCAGCAAUGUGUUUCUGAAUGGUCUUUGAUGGGGUUUGUAUAUUGUAUGUGGUACUGUAUGUGGGCUACUGGAAGUUUUGCCCCCGGGGUGAAAGAAGUUGUGUUUUCCGUGUACAAGAGUGUGUCAAGGGGGAAAGGAACCGCAAUCCUGAAAUGACCUUGUAAAGAUGGAAGGCCACCACUUUGAGCGUAAUGGUGGGUUUGCCAUCCUGCCGUCACUGACACCGUUCACCUAAUUCUGCGCUUGUACAUUUUAGCUUGAGAAAUGUGAUUUUCAAUAUUGUUCUUGUGUGUUUUAAUAAUAACUGAUUCUUGUUAAUGUACAUGUGAAUUUGGAAAUAAAGGAUAUAAAGAAUAA
This is a messenger RNA of Tachysurus fulvidraco (yellow catfish), 4356 nucleotides long. RefSeq names its product microtubule-associated protein tau a (gene mapta). Bases 167 to 2209 code for a protein of 680 amino acids. Gene Ontology annotation, biological process: microtubule cytoskeleton organization; neuron projection development. The record is from RefSeq and is a predicted model, not a curated record. The transcript has 14 exons. Gene Ontology annotation, molecular function: microtubule binding. Lineage: Eukaryota; Metazoa; Chordata; Actinopteri; Siluriformes; Bagridae. Gene Ontology annotation, cellular component: neuron projection.